Molecule: messenger RNA, 378 nt
Organism: Yamadazyma tenuis ATCC 10573
Lineage: Eukaryota; Fungi; Ascomycota; Pichiomycetes; Serinales; Debaryomycetaceae
Source: RefSeq, a predicted model, not a curated record
AUGGCCAACGAGCGGACGUUCCUCGCGUGGCUCAGAACAGGAGCUAUUUUCGUCACCCUUGCAAUCACCUUUUCCCAAUUUAUCUUCAUCACCAGAGCCGCCGACUCAGUUACUGCCAACGGCGAACAGUAUGAUCUUGAUGAAAGCUUCAAGGCGCAAGUGGCACAAUUGAAUCGGUUCGGAGUGGUGAUAGAGAUCAUGUGCAUGUGUUUGGGGCUAUUCUCCCUUUUGGCAGGAGCCUUCCGGUUCUUUCACAUCCAGACGCUUUUAAUCCAAAAUAGGUUUCCUACGACCCGGCUUGUAAUUCUAUGCAUGGUGGCGACCGCUGCCGUCAUGAUAUCAUUGUUAAUUGUUUUGGAUGUCAAACUUUAUAGGUGA